Temnothorax curvispinosus is the source of this 539-nucleotide messenger RNA. RefSeq lists its product as uncharacterized. The record is from RefSeq and is a predicted model, not a curated record. NCBI's taxonomy places the organism in Eukaryota, Metazoa, Arthropoda, Insecta, Hymenoptera, Formicidae. The coding region runs from base 87 to 404 and encodes 105 amino acids. The transcript is spliced from 3 exons.
AUUUUUUACUAUGUAACAGUACGUCCCCCACUACACCAUCCUCCACAAGUGAGCCGACGACUACUCCAUCGUCUAACAGUACAUCGAUGACAUCCCCAUCGUCUUUUGCGUUGAGUCGUAAUAGACCACGAAGAAGCCUUUUUUCUCUACAAAAUACACAUAAAGUAAUAGAAUGGAAUUGUGCUAUAAUUAAACAUGAUUACGGUAACAAUACUGAGGUCACCGAACGUACUUGUGUUCUUUCCGACUACAAAUGUACUGAAAGUCUCAAUCACAAAUGUGAAAUCAAGAAAUGCAAUUCAAAUGAGUGUAAUAAUGCUAAUGCGUUAUCAAUUAAUAUGGUAACUUCGACGUGGUUUAUAUUAUCAUGGACGACUGUGUUUAUUCUUACGAGUUCUUAUUAGUUUUUAAGCUUAAUUGAAGCGUUGUGAUGCCAUUUUGUCGUAAAAUGUAUUUUUUUUAAAUCGAGACUCUUCCUGCUAGACUAUCUGGCAAAAUCUUCAUGUUAUGUUAAAUAAAUUUUUGUAAAUAAAACAGAU